AUGGUGCAAAUUAUUGAUUGUGCAUUUCAGGAUAUCGAUAAAUUACGAAUGUUUCUAGGCGGACGAAUAAUCAAUCAAUUAAAUAAAAAAACUCUACAAGGCCUAGCCGAAGAAAUGUCAUAUUAUGUACCAGUGGUAUUUCUGACUCCAGAAAAGGUUAAAUUCACAAGUGUAUGGUAUACUCAAUCGUUACGUAAAGUUAGCAUUAAUUUUGGAAAUUUAUCCCGAGAAUUUACACAGUACUUAUAUGAUCAAUUUCAUAAAUAUUACUGUGAAUGA
Molecule: messenger RNA, 279 nt
Organism: Adineta steineri
Lineage: Eukaryota; Metazoa; Rotifera; Eurotatoria; Adinetida; Adinetidae
Source: the annotation of a GenBank genome assembly